Molecule: messenger RNA, 258 nt
Organism: Echinostoma caproni
Lineage: Eukaryota; Metazoa; Platyhelminthes; Trematoda; Plagiorchiida; Echinostomatidae
Source: the annotation of a GenBank genome assembly
AUGGAGCUCCCAACGAUUGAGCAACUGAACCUGGAAGGAAGUCCAUCCGAGACCGAGGAAUGGGUCGAUCGGUUCGAUCUGUGGUGCAGCAUUCGCAAAAAUGGUACACAGAAUCAGUCAGCCCUAUUUCUUAAUGCUGGCGGCGGUGGCCUGCACUCCCUGUUGAAAAACCUGGCAUUCCCUGAAGCUCCAGCCAAACUACCAUACGAGUCCCUGAAAUUGCUGCUGCUCAACCACCUGCUGCCCACUGAAUUCUAA